UUGGGUUCCUGCAGCCCCGCUGCUCCUCUUGCCCAAUGGAGCCGCCUAACAGGUUCUGGGCCUCUCUCUGGUACUUCAUCAAGUUCCUGCCCUACUUCUGCGGCCUCUUCAUCCUGGGGCUCAUUAAAGGUGUGCUGCUAUGUCCUUGGGCAUGCCUUAUCAUGGCGAUUGGAAUAUCUGCACUAAUUCUUGGGUUAUGGCCUAUGCAUCUGAUCUGGACAUACUACUGCAUUGUCAGAACCAGAAUGGUGGGACCUGUAGUAAAGCUUCUACUUCUUAUUGCUGCCACUGUAAUCUUGAUCUUAUGGCUGAUAAUCGGCAUCCCUGGAAGCGCUUUUGCUGGACUACUAUAUGGCUUUCUAGCACCAAUAAUGGCCACGUUCGAUGCUGUUGGAGAAGGCAAAGAAAAUCCAUUUGUUCAUUGCUUUGUGGAUGGGACAUGGAGUACUAUCACCGGAAGCUGUACGGUAGUCAGGGAUUUGAAAGACUUGCUUUUCCACUCUUAUUUUUCAAUAAUGGAUGACCUUCGUUUCCAGGCACCUCCUAAUGGGAAGCCAUAUGAGAUAAGAUUGCUUCAUAUUCCUGGAGCAUUGUUAUCUGCUGCCUGUGGACUCGUACUGGAUGGAAUAAUGUUCACGCUAAUUGCCAUCUACAAGUGCCCUGUGAUGCUUUUCAAAGGGUGGAAACGACUGAUUCAGGAUUUGAUUGGGAGAGAAGGACCUUUUCUGGAGACAGCAUGUGUGCCAUUCGCAGGUCUUGCUAUUCUUCUUUGGCCAUUUGCAGUACUAGGAGCUAUGCUUGCAUCCAUCCUCGCCAGUAUUCCUUUAGGCUUGUAUGGUGCAGUUAUAGCUUAUCAGGAAUCCUCCGUUGUCAUGGGACUCUCUUAUGCCAUCUCAUCUGUGUCCAUCUUUGACGAAUACACGAAUGAUGUACUUGACAUGGCACCGGGAUCUUGCUUUCCAAAGUUGAAAUAUCGGAAAAAAGAAGGUUCUUCACAUGGUGGUCACCUAUCUAAACCAGCCUCAUUCGACAAGGAGAAGGAGGAAGGAAAGAAACCUCUAGCACGUGUUACAUCAUUUAAGAACAGCAUAGAUGAGUUCAAUCCAUUUAAGAUGCUAGACCACUUAUUUGAUGAAUGCAAGCGCCAGGGAGAGGUUUUGGUGAAUGAAGGAGUGAUAACAAUGAAAGACAUUCAAGAAACGAAGUCAGGCAAAGUUGGCAGUGGGGUCCUUAAUGUUGGUUUACCUGCAUAUGUAAUGCUUAAUGCACUCAUUCGGUCUGCAAAAGCUAAUUCUGAUGGCCUACUCUUAAGUGAUGGGGCUGAGAUAACAUCUGAGAACAGGCCUAAAAGUACUCUCUUUGAUUGGUUCUUUGACCCGCUUAUGGUCAUCAAAGAACAAAUUAAAGCCGAAAAAUUUACAGAAGAAGAGGAAGAGUACCUCAAAAAGAGAGUACUGAUGAUUGGUGAGCCCAGCAACCUCAAGGACACUCUUCCUCAUGUGCCAUCAUUGAAUGAGCGAAAAAGAGCAGAAAUCGACGCGUUUGCUCGAAGGUUGCAAGGAAUCACAAAGUCGAUAUCAAGAUAUCCGACAUCCAAGCGUCGUUUUGAUGUUCUUGUAAAGGCGCUCUUGUUAGAGCUCGAGAGGACGAUGGGCGGCAGCCUACCUGCCAAUGGAUCCCAAGCGCUAAAGUUGAGAGGCGGCAUUGCCAGAAUGCUUAGCCAAAAAUCCGUUGGGAAAACAGCAAACAUCAUAGAUGAAGAUCCAGAAGCACAAAUAACAAGGAAAGCUCGCACUCCAUGAUAACUUUGUUGAUGCAGUGUGUAGGUAGAAAGCUAGGGAAGGACAAAGGAUUUACCUGUAACUUUUAACUCCCUGAAAUUGUGUAGAUGAAGCAGGUAUGAGUUAUGAAGGUUGUUCAGUGUACAUUUGAGUUGUUUCAGGUAUGGAUGUGUGAUUUGCGGGCAUUGGUUUUUGCAGACAUGGCUCAAUGAAUGAAGCAAACAUAUACUACCCCA
Lolium rigidum is the source of this 2017-nucleotide messenger RNA. RefSeq lists its product as uncharacterized. The coding region runs from base 36 to 1802 and encodes 588 amino acids. The transcript has 11 exons. The record is from RefSeq and is a predicted model, not a curated record. NCBI's taxonomy places the organism in Eukaryota, Viridiplantae, Streptophyta, Magnoliopsida, Poales, Poaceae.